GCGCUGCCGUCGACAAUUGGUGUCUCGGGCAAGUCGGGCGACCACGGACGAAAGCAGCUGAGCGCGUUUGGUCGCAUUGUCUCCAACCUCUCGGCCGGGGCCCUCAUUCUGUUAUCUCUUCUUACGCUCAUCGUGCUCAUCACGGAGGGCAUGUUUGAUCGGCUUGUCAUGUCCAACAACGGACAGUCGCUUGACUACUUUUGGGCUGGAUACGGCGAGACGUGUGAGCUGGCGUCGACAGGCUGGGUGCCACAGUCGUGCUCGGCCCUCGAGGCCAAUGCGACGACGCCGGAUGCGUGGGCCUCUGUCGGACACAUUCUCGCUGCACAGUGGUCGUUGGAGCUUCAAGAAGCCUCACCAUUGUACAUUACGACGUGCAUCGUCGGUGGCCACACGGCCGUCGGGUGGGGCGUCCUCAUCUUCAUUGCCGGCUACGAUGCGUAUCCUGCGUGCAUUCCAACCACCGGUGGCCAGCCAAUUGCUGGCAUCGCCAUGCUGGAAACCACC
Messenger RNA from Saprolegnia parasitica CBS 223.65, 507 nucleotides. RefSeq lists its product as hypothetical. NCBI's taxonomy places the organism in Eukaryota, Oomycota, Saprolegniomycetes, Saprolegniales, Saprolegniaceae. The transcript is spliced from 3 exons. The record is from RefSeq and is a predicted model, not a curated record. The annotation marks the transcript as partial.